AUGUUUCUCAUCAACACCAACUCCAUGAAGCUCGAAAGUUUCAUCGACGUGGAACAUUGCCCGGAGUACGUCAUUCUAUCCCAUCGUUGGACCGACGAUGAGCUUACCUUCAAGGACUUCGUCAAAGGGCGAAGAAAGGAUUCUGUUGGUUACUUAAAGGUCCUCGAUUUCUGCAAGCUUGCGCAACGUGAUGGAUUCGAGUGGGCUUGGGUAGACACCUGCUGCAUUGAUAAACGUUCCAGCGCCGAGCUACAGGAGUCGAUCAACAGUAUGUUCCGGUACUACAGACGGGGCAGAUUGUGCUAUGUCCAUCUCGUAGACGUGACGGUCACUCCUGCUGAUGCUACUUUCGAAGAGGAAUUCCAGCAAACUCAGUGGUUCACUCGGGGGURGACAUUACAGGAGCUCCUCGCACCCAGCAAGAUCGAAUUCUAUUCCAAGGAUUGGACGUCGCUGGGCAGAUUUGGUCGGUUCGUCAACUCUACUGGCACAUGGUACCCCACCGCACAGGACUCAUUAUUCAGGAACUUGGUGUCCCGCGCUUCGGGUGUUCCACAAGAGUAUCUUGCUGGUGAGGGCUCGAUAUUCGACUGCAGCGUGGCUUGUCGCAUGAGCUGGGCGGCGAAGCGGGAAACAACCCGGGGCGAAGACGCAGCCUACUGUCUCCUUGGACUCUUCCAGGUCAACAUCCCGCUACUAUAUGGCGAAGGGAAGCAAAGGGCAUUCCUGCGACUCCAGGAAGCGAUCAUGAAAGUUUCCGAUGACCACACCCUAUUGGCAUGGACACUCGACCAUGAUAUUUCGAAUGACAGGCGUUCCUCAUGUCACGGUCUACUUGCAGAUGAACCUGCUCAGUUUUUGGACUCGCGAGACAUUUCCCCAUCUCAACCGCGGCGAUGGGCGGACGCUGGUCCUUUUGAGCUUACCAGCCAUGGGUUGAAGAUCACACUGCCUCUACUGUACUAUGCAGACGAUGUCUAUCUUGCGAGACUAGAUUGCGAGGCCGCUGAGAAUCUCAGUGAGCCUACCAUAAUCCUUCGUAAGAUCUCAAACAGUGAGCCAAUCUUCCAGCGCAUCUUCUGUGGCGGUCUCACCAGUGCUCGGGGCCGUGAUAGUGAUUGGACACUGGGAACAAUAUAUGUCCAACAGUUCCAGAACAUGUAUGAUCAAGUCUGGCGGGCACCAAAGGAAUUCUUCGUCCUUGAUCCUAUAUCGAUUGGCCCUUACCAGCUACAAAUGAGCACAUGUACAAGCUCCAGCGGUAAUGUCAGUAACGUGCGGCGCUCGCAAUUGGCACACUCCGAGAGUGGGUUCCUCUUCAGGGGGCUGUUGGAUUCCAGAUCUGCAACGCUGCACUUGAAGCACUCCACCACCAAGGAGGAGUUGGUGGUCACGCUCUCCGCAAUCUCUCGCUACUUUGUGGGAUUCAACGCACAUCUGUCCGGCACGCCGGCACUGACGGAACCACGACACACAAAAGUGAUGGAUCAAUACAUCGACACCAAGAGUGAUCCGUUUGAAAUGCUGACUGGCGAUUCAUUGACAGCACGUCCGGAGGUCUGUCGACUGGGCUCGGAGAUCAGAGUGCUUUCGCGGCAUGGUAAAAGAUGGUGUCAUCGCGUGAAACUUGGCAUCAAGUCGAUUCAUGAGUACGGUCCGGAUAAAAGAUAUACUCUUCAUCUCGACCUGGUAUACGAGCGCAUCACUGACAAUGGUGGUGUGGGCUGUGACUACGACGUGAUCGCCCCUUCUGGAAUUCAUGCCGAGAUUCUCAGACAGCCUUCUAGUGUGACGUUACUGAGGUCGACGCAUGAGAUUGGAAACAGGGGUGGUGGAGAUGACGAGAGGAGAGGAUUUCGAGUGCAGGACAUGCCAACGUCUCGUUAG
Ramularia collo-cygni is the source of this 1887-nucleotide messenger RNA. RefSeq lists its product as uncharacterized. Lineage: Eukaryota; Fungi; Ascomycota; Dothideomycetes; Mycosphaerellales; Mycosphaerellaceae. The record is from RefSeq and is a predicted model, not a curated record. The transcript has a single exon. Bases 1 to 1887 code for a protein of 628 amino acids.